CUCUGUCGUCGUCGUCCUCCGCCCCCCGCCCGGCAGCUUCGGCAAUAGCAGCAGCAGCUGUCUGCGCCGCUAGUCCGCCGUCCUCCCAGCCGCCCGCCAUGGCUCGCGCGGGGGCCUCCUCCUCCUCCCCGCCACCGCCGCCACAACCUCCCUUGCCUCUCACUCGGGAGGCGGCCGAGGAGGAGGAGGAGGAGGAGGAGGAGGAAGACGACGACGACGACGACGAAAAAGAAGACGGAGAGGAGGAGGAGGAGGAGGAAGAUCCCCCAGCCCGGGCUCUCAUGCCACGCUCCUCCCCGGUCCCCAGGCCUCAGCACCCCAGCGCCCCAGAGAGCUGCUCUUCGUCAGAGGACGACGGGGAGGAUGAUGGGCACCACCAGCACCCUUGCUUGGCCAGGCCACUUUCUCAGCAUCCCACAGGCCUGCCUGGGCCACCUUCCCAGCAUGCAGUGCAGGACUGCCGAGGGCUCCCCUCCCAGCAUGCUCAAGGGCACCCUGGACUGUUUUCCCAAAAUGCCACUGCAGCUGCCACCCCCAUGGAGGAGCCCUCUCAGCACACCGCAGGCCGGCAUGUGCUGUUUGCUGAUGCCUUGGGCUUGCCCUUGGCACGCUGGCGGCGCUACCAGCCUUGGCCCCCACCUUCCCCAGAGUCUCCCCCUGAGGUGGCACCUUCCUUGGCCUCCCUCCCUCCCUCCACAAGCACUCCCUACCUUUUGCCAUCUUUUGUGUUGCAACCAGUGGGGCAAGAUGAGGAUGAGAAGCUUGAACGGCUGCACCAGGCCAAGAUAGAAUUGGAAGAAGUUUUGCCACCAGAGCCUGGAGAGCCACGAGUGCUUCGUGGUACUGUGCGUGUGCUCAACAUUUCUUACCACAAGGCUGUGCAUGUGCGGGCCAGCAGAGACCGGUGGCAAAGUCACCGGGAUUACCCCGCCCUCUAUAUUCCAGGGGGCUCACCAGAUGGAGGCCUGACUGACCGGUUUGCCUUCCGCCUGGAGUUUGGCGAUGAGGAAGAUGAGGAAGGAGGAGGAGCCCGGCUUGAUUUUGUGGUUCGCUAUCAGACCGAAGAAGGAGUUUACUGGGCCAAUAAUCAGGGCAAGAAUUAUAGUGUGGUACUGAAGGGGGCAUCGACUACCCAAGUUCUACCCACAAGGUCUUCUAAAGAAGGUGAAUCACGGCGGCUCAAGAGCUGUAUGAGGCCAGUCAAAAUCAGGUCAGGUGAAAAUGAGCUGCAAGUAGAGGACAUAGCUCAGUAUAUUUAUUCUGAAGAAACAAGUGUUGAAGGAAAUCUAUCCAAGGAAUUUCCAAACUCUUCUGUGAUGCAACCUUCAACUCCAAUAACACAGAUUCCUGAACUCACAAUCACUACUAACUCACCAGAAAAGAAGGACCCUUCUAAAGAUCAUCUUGUAGAUUUUACUGAUUCCCCACAGGGACAUGCCAUCAGGGUCCACACUACAUCUCAUGAGGAGCUGAAAGUGCCAUGGGGUUUCAUGCUAGGUACUGAAACCCAUUCCUUGGGACAGUGGGAUGCUCCUGAAUUCAGCAAGUGUGACCUCACCACAGAGGGCUCUUUCAUGGAAGAAUGCAUGGAGGAACAGUUGAGAAGAUACCAAGAGAUGCCCCAUCGCUUGGAGGAAGAUGCCAUAGAUAGAGAACUGGAACAGCUUUACUUGUCCCAUCUGAGCCGGCUUCGAGCAGAGGAGCUUGGAGGAAGAGGAGAGUGGUCUGAGGAGACCUCAGGCAGCAACACCAGUCCUGUACCAUCUCUCAUUACAUUGCGUCAGAAUGUCUUGACUGAUCGUGACUUGAUAGUCAACUGGACAGGCCCAGAGAGAGCACUCAACAGUUCCCUGGCAAAAGAGAUCACACUGUACUAUGCUAAGCAACGGGGCGAUGACUGCAGAGAUAGUGAGGAGGAGGGAAUUAUGGCAGGAUAUGCAACACAGGGACCACCUGAGGUGGUUGGACCAGGCCGUGAUAGCCCACCGGUCUUACUAGAAGGCUGCUUUCUAAAUCAUCUGGAAGAGGGAAAUCUCCAACAGAGUCCAAUGAAGGACUCUGACUCCUUUCCCUUGAGAGUGGUGGCACCCAACAUGUUGAGGCCGGUAAUUCCAGAGGCUAUGGUGAUGCCCCUUGUAGUUCCAGCCCGGACACUAGUGCCCCUACCAAAGUGGCCCACAGACCUGCCAUCCAGCCCUCUUGAUGCCCAUGGACAAGGCAGGUGCCAGGGCUUCUUGAUCGGGCAUGGCAGCCUCUGGCUGGGUGAGGGCCUUCAUGUCCACAAGCCCUCAGAAACCAAUCCCGUUCCUCAUAAUGAACUUGAAAAGAUCUUGACACGCUCCCUGCGGUUCCUCAGCCUCUUUGUCUUCCUUCCCGUGGUUUUCAACAGCUGCAUGCCUUUGGUGGCCGUUACACUUUACCUCCUUUUGGAUUGGUUCUCAUAAUUGGUAUGACUCUCAGAAGUGCCAAAAGGCCCUUGAGAAGAUCUGUAACUUGGCUCUAUUCCUGUUUCACCUGAUCAACUAAAAAUUUGGCAGUAGUGUCAGAUCUUUUUAGAGUUAAUAGCACAUCCAUUCUAAAUUUCCCAAGGUUCAGAACUAUUUAUUUUUAUUAAAUCAUCUGGUAUAAGAUAUGAAUUGCUUGGACAAUAAAAAUGAGCUAUAUGUAAAACUUGCCAUGAAUUGGAUCUGAGAUAGCAUUUGCAAGACCCAGAGGAGGUGAGAGAGGGCUCAAAGCCCCAAUAGCCCUCCCACUCUCCCUUUGCACUGUUCAUUCAAGAAAGCUAGAAGCAACAGCAUUGUCCAUCCUGUCAUUUGCAAGUAUGGAGAGGCAACUAAGGAUGCCUUGUCUAAAGGCCCUCAAAUCCUACUCAAAAGAGCCAGAAUAAUAUGUUUCCCUUUUCCACCUCUAGAAACAAAAUUCCUUGUUAAGAUUUAGUAGACUUUAUCUCUGUGUUUUCAGCCUUUCUCUUUCAGGUACUUGGCUGAAAUCCAGUUAGCUUACUUAUAAGAUUAAUUUAUUUCCAAUUUGGGAAUGAGGCAAGCAUUUCCUAAAAGGACCAUAUUCUUUGAUAUUUUUACAGAUACAUGCUUUUAGCAGGCUUUGACUGUAACUUGUUACAAAGCAAAACAUUAAUAUUAAGGGAUAAUUUCAGACUAUUUUAGAGUCUUAACAAAUUAAACGUUUACAUUUUUAGGGGAAAAAAGUCAAAAUGGCCCAUGUAAAACUUCUUAAGAUAGAACGUUUUAUUUAAGUACUGUCUGACCAUUCUCUAUAAAAUAUUAGUGCAACGUUUGGUAACUAAAUUCCUAGUACAGUAAGUCUGAGGAGCCUCUGUUUUUAUUAUAUUACAAAAUACCAACCUGUUCUGUGUAAGAGAUUUGGAGAAAUCAACUAGCUAGCUCAGUUUCUAUCUUGCUUUUCUCAUGGGCAAAUACAAAUGAUUACUAAUUAAGUGAAUUCUGCAUUAACAAACAAACAAAAAUCCCAUUGAGUUAAAAAUGGCCCCACACCUAGUGCUAAUCUGUUGUGGAAGUUCCCUUGGCUCUUUGGGAAAGAAUGCAGGCUUAGACCUGAAUAGACUACCAUGUGACAUAGCAGUCUAUCAACGUGAAAAAGACUAAUUAAUAGAUGACCCCUAAUCCCCAUUUAUUUUUUACGAGGCUGGGAAAUUGUAAAUAUGUUUUGAAAAUAUCAUGAAGCACUUUCUUUCAGAAUGUUCUCCUGUGCCAGCCUCAGUGAAUUUAACAAGAAAAGUCCAAAGGCAAAAUAGCACUUUUGUUGAGCACCUGAUUUCAGAAGGAUUUGUGCAAUCCUGGAUUGUGCUCCACGUUUCCGUAAUUUCCCAUUAUUUGAAUGAAACAGGGAGACAGACAGAAGUUUUCCAUUCCAAAGAAGAUGACAGCAUUUUCAGUUUAUUGUCCGUACAGCUUCUGCAAAAUACAAUCAGAACCAUUCCAGAUGGCCUCAACAAUCGCACAGCCAAGUUCCAUUCAUGCCCCAAUCCUGAGCCAUACCCAGCUUCUUAGGAAGAACUUUGGACUGCUGACUGUCUGUGCUUCUAGGACCCCUUUUCACUCCUGGAUCCUAUACUUCUCUGCCACUAGCAAGGUCCAACACAGAGGACUACAGGAAAGCUCCCUAAAACAGAUGGCCCCUUAUUUAUUUUUGUACCUGGUGGGAAGGCUGACUUUUUCUACCGUAGAAUUCAUCCCAAGAUAGAGAUUUUAUUUAUUAACAACUAGCAGUACAAACCCAGGCUGGUGGGUUUGCAGAAGAUUAAAAUAAUUUAUAUAUACAUGUUUGAUGUCUGCAGCAAAGGAGUAGAUUGGAAACAUCCUGUGUCUUUAUGUGCAAUAGGUUGAAAUGGCACUGAACUUGCUGUAAGAAGAAAGCCCACCCACUUUCAUGCUGCUAAAUGUUUUUCAUUAACUUCCUCUUGAAUGUUGUACUGUCAGCAGCUGCUGUGAUAUAGCUUGUGGGGCCUUGUGGAGGAAGUGGAGAUAUUUGUAUGGGUUCUGAAGCCACUUCUGUCUGCUGAUCCAGACAUGGUCCUGCUUUCCCUAUCCAUUGGUGAAUGCUCUUAACUAAGGAACAUGGGGAGGUUUGGAAAGUGGAAUACUGUUUGUGCUUCAUGAAGAGAGAUCUGUCCUGACGUCAGUCGUCAUAAGAAAAAUCUGCAUUUUCCAGAUAAAAGCUGAGAUCAGAAUGUAAUUAGCAGUCACGGCUGUGUGUGUGUGUGUGUGUGUGUGAGAGAGAGAGAGAGAGAGAGAAUGUACACAUACUUUUCUUAAUUGUCCUAUGGUUACAUUUUUUGUUGUCCUAAUAUUGUUCCUUCUGCCUUAUUCAAACUGUCAGAUCCUUCAUCAGACAAAUAUGUCUUAUACAUGUUCCACACCAUACAAGUUCUGAAAAUUAUUUGGUACCUCCACUUGGCUACAAAGCAAGCAUUGAUUAUACUUCAUACCUCUGUAGAAACACUUGGUCAAAGCCAAAAUCUUCAUAAGUGAGCAAGGCUGCCUCUGGUGGCAGAUUGUUGAAUAACAAUGACUACACAAUGGGAUAUAAAUAUAUAUCAUGGAGUUUUAUCCUUCAGAGAGUUCUUCUGCACAACUUGUAUUGAAAUGCAUAAUAUCUGCAUAGAACAUUCCUGUGCUUUUGCACAACUGGUCAUAUAAGUUAACAUGUGCAGGAGAAUUUAUAUGUGAGAUGUGCUUCAUGUUAAUAAGAGGUUUCUAUGGCUUUGGAGAUACCCAAAUUCAAAGUAUUUUGGAUUAGCUCUUGUAAAGCCAAGCUUAAUUUAGUACUUUUACUUUAUAUUGUUUUUGUUAAUUUUCAGCAUUCAGCUGGCCAAUUUAGAGUACAGUAAUUUCAAGGUUCUCCAUCUGCAUCUAGGAAGCUAGAGUUUGUGGAAGAAAGUUAUACUAGAUUCUUCCUUACUUUUAAAUGAAUUAUGUUCAGUAAUAUGAACUCCUACCUUCAAGUUCAAGGUUGUGUACUUUAAACAUAGUGUCAAUAAGAGCUAGAUUUCAGGUUGUUAUAAAAAAUCAUCUCUAUAACCACUGUUGUGUAUCUGCAUUAAUGUAUAAAUCUUUGCUCCCACUGGAUCCUGUAUACUAACUCUUCAACAACAUUAUUAUAGAAAAAUCAGUGGUUUCACUUCUCUGAGCAGCAAUAAUAAAAUGUAAUUCAGAGGAGAUAGGAAGUUUGGGUAAUCUUUAUAAUUAAUGUUGAAACUAAAUAGAUGUAAGAGUGCACCAAUAUAAUUGUAUGCAACAGGUUAGCAUGUGUAAUAAUUACAGCUACUGUUUGUACUACAUUAACAAGGUACACAUUUUUUCCGGGUCAUGAAAAAUACAAGCCAGGAACAACUAGGUAGAGCCAAAUUCAUAACUCCUUCCAUUUAUGCACAGGACCCCAUUAUAUUUCCAAUGUUAUAUUUGCAAAAAUCCAGGUGAUUUUCAGAACAACAUUAUAUUCUAGUCUAGUAUACUACAGCAGGAACAAAUAUGAAUCCUAUGAUAUCCUGAACGCUUACAUCUAAUAUAGCAUAGAUUUUUGUGGAUAAUAGUCCACGUUGUUAGAUAUCUGGAAUAGAGACAAGAGUACUAUAUAUUCACAGCCAGUUGGAAGAAUAGGUUAAUGGAGUUGGUAGAAAGAAAGGUCAGAAACAUUGAAAACUAUCUGUAGAUACUGGCCAAUAAUUCAAAAAUUAUCAGUAAUUUAACAAAAGAUCAACGGUUUUAUUACACAUUACACUGCAUGUGUUAAGCUCAUCAGUGUAAGAAUAACUACCACGUUCAACAGUUUUGUUAAUGGUCAAAGAGUUAUUUAUUUAUUUAUUUAUUUGUUUGUUUAUUAUUUGCAAAGUUAAACUAACUGGAGAUAGAUUUUGGAAUUAUUUUAAAAUGAUCAGAUAAGUGGUUGCGAUAGCCCAGAGGUCUAAUUUAUUAGAGAUGAGAGGGCGAUUUAUUUGAUCCUUUUUGUGGCUAGCUUUUUAGGCUGUGCUGACCUCUUCUUGUAGUAUAGCAGCUGGUUCUAUCCAGUAGUCUUAUCUUGAUGCAAAUUGACUUAUGCAUGCAGAAUGCAUUGUGGAGAUUUCACUUUGGCCACUGGUAUUUGUGGCUUUAUCCAUAAGAGACUUAUUUUCUGUGAACAGACGGAAUCCAUGCAGGUGGGGUGGGGUGGGGGAAUAAGCUGUGCAGGUUGAAUUAGUAUCAAGCUGUGGAUUUAUGAAUGAGAAAUCAUGCCUGUUCAGCCCUUGAAACUUAGCUUGCUGGAGAACACUAAAGAAGAGAAUUGGCAGUGGUACAUUUGUCUGUGAUUUAAAAGCAACAACUCUGCAUUCUUUCUUCAAUUUUGCAAUCACUCCAUGGUGUGGAAUUAGAUUACAAUCCCAGAAGCCUUAUUUGUUUUGAGCAGCCUUCCCCCAAGAUAGAGCCCUCUAGAUGUCUUGGACUCCAUCUUCUAGAUUGAGGCUGCUGCCUUUGAUCAUGUUCCUCAGCCAGGUCUUUUGCUAUGGAAAAAGAUCUGUGCAUGGCAGACUAUAGGGAGCAUGGCAGGGUUAUGUAUCUGCUACUGUAGAGCAAGGAAUUGGAUGGGAUUUGUGGGUGUGGGUGUGGGUGUGUUUACAUGUGUAUGUGUGUACAUCCUUUUGAGCUGUGCCUGCUUCAGAAGCACUAAUAAACAUCCUGACUAUA
Crotalus tigris (Tiger rattlesnake) is the source of this 7199-nucleotide messenger RNA. RefSeq names its product protein phosphatase 1 regulatory subunit 3F (gene PPP1R3F). Gene Ontology annotation, molecular function: glycogen binding; protein phosphatase 1 binding. The coding region runs from base 99 to 2444 and encodes 781 amino acids. Gene Ontology annotation, cellular component: protein phosphatase type 1 complex. Gene Ontology annotation, biological process: regulation of glycogen biosynthetic process. NCBI's taxonomy places the organism in Eukaryota, Metazoa, Chordata, Lepidosauria, Squamata, Viperidae. The transcript is spliced from 4 exons. The record is from RefSeq and is a predicted model, not a curated record.